AAGACAAGAAUCCAAUCCUAUUCUUCUGUAAAAUUAAUAUGAACGUAAACAAGAACAAUCAAACAUGCCAAUUCCUCAGUUACAAAAAUCUAACAAAUCCCACAUUCUGGGUUUGCCUUAGUUCACUCGUUGUUUCUUAUUUUCUUUGUUGAUUUUCUAGUUAUAAUCCAACAAAUCCAUCAAUUUUCUCUAAUCCCAAAUCUCUCUCUCUUUCUACCUACUCUCUCUCUCUUUCCAUCUACUUUCUCUCUCUUUCCCAAACCUGUCAUCGAUGCCACUUGAGAAAGCAUGAAAGCCUGAGAAAGAAAACCUGUCAUUGGAUCAAAAUCAGAUCAUCUAUUUUACUUUAACCCCAUUGAUGAAACCUGUCAUCGGACCGAAGCGGAAGCAAAAAAGUCACCGUUGAUGAUCCAUGUCCAAGAUGAAGCAUCUGCUGAGGAAGCUCCACAACGGCGGUGGACUAAACGAGCACCAGAGAUUGGGGGAGGCUAGGACGACUUCGUCUACACCUUCUGGUUCUAGUCCGAGCUCGGGGUUGACGGGGACGACUUCGUCUACACCUUCUGGUUCUAGUUCAGGUUCAAUGGGGAGAAUCAGGAGCAACCAGGUUUAAUUUGGGUUUGAGAAAACCUAGAUCUGAUUCUAGUUCGGACUUAGUUGCUCGUUGUUGAACCGAUUCAGCAAGCCUAAGAAAACCCAGAUCUGGAGAGGAAGAAGGGAGAAGAGAGAGAGAAAGAAAAAGAAGAAGGAAAAAUGAUGAGUUGAUUUUGAUUUUAAUUUUGUACAAGUUGUAGGUUUAGGGUUUUAAAUCUGAAAAGGAAAUGAAAAGGAAAUGAAAAG
Molecule: messenger RNA, 840 nt
Organism: Rubroshorea leprosula
Lineage: Eukaryota; Viridiplantae; Streptophyta; Magnoliopsida; Malvales; Dipterocarpaceae
Source: the annotation of a GenBank genome assembly